This is a messenger RNA of Clonostachys rhizophaga, 1461 nucleotides long. NCBI's taxonomy places the organism in Eukaryota, Fungi, Ascomycota, Sordariomycetes, Hypocreales, Bionectriaceae. The record is from the annotation of a GenBank genome assembly.
AUGGCCACCACACCUACCUUCGAGAACAAAGACGAUAAGCAGGUUGUGCCUCUCUGGAUCAAUGGCAAGAAUGUUGCUGUUGGAUCCGGACCUUUAAUUGAGGUUAUCAAACCAUCCGAGGACAAGACCGUCCACUAUGCCCGAUCAGCCGAUGUUGAUGACGCCAAAGCCGCCAUCACAGCGGCCUCCGAAGCCUUCAAGACCUGGAGCACCACUCCUCUCGAACAUCGCCGAAAGCUAUUGCUCAAGGUAGCCGGCGUCUUGGCCCAGCGAGCAAAGGAGAUCGGCGACAUCCAAAUCGAGGAGACAUCGGCUCCUCCUCAGUUUGGGCAGAACUUUGCCUACGCCGCAGCCGCAACAGUCGAGGAACUUGCGGCGCAAAUCACCACAGCUUUUGAGGCCAGUGCUCCUCACACAAACUCCAAUUCGCACGUUGUGGGAUACAGGACCCCCAUUGGUCCUGUGCUAUUCAUCUCUCCAUGGAACACUCCCUCAUAUUUGGCAACGCGUGGGAUUGCCACGGCUCUUGCUGCGGGCUGCACCGUCGUCCUCAAAGCCUCGGAGCUCUGCCCGGCGACUUACCACAUGAUCUGCCAAGUAUUUGCUGAGGCUGGAAUACCAGAGGGCGUGCUAAAUCAAAUUGUGGUGCGUCGUGAAGACGCCGCCACGGUCACCGAAGCCAUCAUCGCGGAUCCACGAAUCCGCAAGGUCGAGUUUAUCGGAAGCGCGGCAGUGGGUAAGAUCAUCGGGCAGUUAUGCGGCAAGUACUUGAAGCCAAUUCUGAUGGAGUUGGGCGGCAAGUGUCCCGUCAUUAUCUGCGAGGAUGCCGAUCUGGCCAAGGCUGCCAAGGCGGCUGCUUUUGGUGCGUUCCUCCACCACGGGCAGAUCUGCAUGUCCACCGAGCGCAUCAUUGUCGUCAAGUCUGUGGCAGAGGAAUUUACCAGUCUACUCAAGGCGGAGGUUGCGGGCUGGAGUCAGAUGCCAGGCUAUGCUGCGAGCAAGGAAUUCGCCAGCAAGGCACAUCUUGCUCUGGAGGAGGCCAAGAAGGAGGGAGCUGAGUUUAUUGUUGGCGAUAACUCGUUCCGGGAUGAGCACAAAACCAGUCUCACUCCCACUAUUGUGACGGGUGUUAGCCCCAACUCAAGGCUAUACGACGAAGAAACCUUUGGCCCGUCCUCAUCUCUGUAUAUUGUCGAAGAUGAGGAAGCUGGUCUCGAGUUGGCUAAUUCAUCUAAAUAUGGGCUUGUCGGCGGAGUGUGGGCAAGGGAUGUGAUGCGAGGAAUUGCUUUGUGCAAGAGACUAGAAUGCGGUAUCGUUACAGUCAAUCAGGGGACCAUGUUGACAGAGAUCCCACCUAGCGCAUCUGCUGGCGCAGCAAAGGGUAGCGGUUGGGGUCUUUCCGGUGGAUCUGAGGGCAUCCGAGAGUUUUUGCAUCUGAAGGGGAUCAUAGUCACGGCUUGA